Messenger RNA from Aureococcus anophagefferens, 1360 nucleotides. RefSeq lists its product as hypothetical. The record is from RefSeq and is a predicted model, not a curated record. NCBI's taxonomy places the organism in Eukaryota, Pelagophyceae, Pelagomonadales, Pelagomonadaceae. The transcript has a single exon. Bases 4 to 1344 code for a protein of 446 amino acids. Gene Ontology annotation, molecular function: RNA binding.
CCGAUGUCGAGCUUCGGCCUCGGUGAGACCUUCGCGCCGGCCAAGUCCAGCGGCAGCGCCUCGGCCCUCUUCUCCGGCGGCGGCGCGCCGGCGCGCGCCGCCAAGGCCGCGCCCGCCAAGGCGGCGUCGAAGAAGGGCUACGACGAUGCCGUGGACCGCGUGCUGGCCAAGGGCAAGAAGCGGCGGCGGCCCGACGACGACGGCUUCGUGACGGCGACGGCGGAGCUCGCGGCGCGCGUGAACGCGGCGCCGAAGAAGGCCAAGGCGCCGGCGCCGGCGAAGCCCGCGGCGGCGGCGCCGAAGCCGAAGGCGCCGAAGCCCGCCGCGGCCGCGGCGCCCGCGCGCGAGGACGAGGACCGCACGGUCUUCGUGGGCAACGUGCCCACGGAGGCCACGAAGAAGCAGCUGCGGACCUUCUUCAAGACCUUCGGCGCCGUCGCGACGGUGCGGACGCGGUCGCUGCCGACGGCCGGCGUCAAGGUCGACGACGCGGGCAACGACGCGCUCGUGAAGCGCGUCUGCGCCCAGAAGCACCUGCUCAGCGACGCGAAGCGCACGAUGCACGCCUACGUCGUCUUCGAGACGGCGGACGCCGCGGCCGAGGCCGCGCGCGCGGCGAACGGCGCCGUCUGGCCCGGGCCGGCCGCGGGCGCCGCGGGCGCCGAGGCCGCGGCCUACGUCGCCGGGGAGGCGCCCGAGGUGUUCCACCUGCGCGUGGACCUCGCGUCGGGCGCGCGCGACGACGACGCGCACCUGCGCACGGCCUUCGUGGGCAACGCGCCGCGCGAUCUGACCGAGGAGGGCCUCCGGUCGCUCUUCGCGGCGCACCUCGCGGAGCUCGGCGGCCACGGCGCCAUCGACAACGUGCGCGUCGUGCGCCGCAAGGAGGACCACCUCUGCAUCGGCGUCGCCUACGUCAUGCUCCGCGACAAGGCGACGCUCGGCGCCGCGCUCGAGCUCGACGGCGCGCUCUACGCGGAGCGGCCCGCGGCGAAGAAGCGGCCCCUGCGCGUCAAGACCUGCGGCAAGCGCACGAAGGCGAGCCUGGCGCCCGAGGAGCGCUCGCAGAAGCCCGCCAAGGCCGCGCCGUCCGACCGCGGCGCGAAGCGGCGCCUCGAGAAGAAGGCGCUCCGCGCCGCGAGCCGCGCGGCCAAGGCGGGGGCGGGCGCCGCCGCGCCGCGGCCCAAGGGCAAGGCCGCCGCCGCGCCCAAGCCCUGGCAGGGCAAGAAGGCCGGCGACGCCGACGCGGCCAAGGCGAAGAAGGCCACGGACGCGAAAAAGAAGAAGCGCAAGGCCAACCCGGACGCGGGGAAGAAGUUCGUCGGCAAGAAGCCCAAACCCUAAACACACGUAUUACAUG